Messenger RNA from Xenopus tropicalis (tropical clawed frog), 7400 nucleotides. RefSeq names its product thyroid hormone receptor interactor 11 (gene trip11). The transcript has 21 exons. Lineage: Eukaryota; Metazoa; Chordata; Amphibia; Anura; Pipidae. Bases 282 to 6146 code for a protein of 1954 amino acids. The record is from RefSeq and is a predicted model, not a curated record. Gene Ontology annotation, cellular component: Golgi apparatus.
UCGCUCUGGUACAAUCACAGAGAUGUGUUGUCUCUGUCAUGGCUGCCGUCGUGUUGGCGGAGUCUGUGUUGGUUUGGAGUUCAUGAGAGAUUCGGGCGACAAGGCGAACGCUGGUGCUAUCAUGAGCCAAGGAACAUUAAUAUCUGUACUGUUACCUUAGAGCUUUCCGAGUAAAGUGACCGGAUUAUUAACGUCAUCUGUAAAAAGAAGUCUCCAAUUACACAUUUAUUACAGGGUUCCAAUACCUUUUACUUGUCCAUUAUACUGUCAGUCUCUGAGCCAUGGCGUCCUGGUUUGGGGGCUUGAGCUCUGGUAUUGGCCAGUCACUGGGACAGGUUGGGGGUAGCUUGUCAUCCAUCACUGGACAGAUUUCAAACUUCACAAAGGAUAUGCUACUGGAAGGAGCCGAGGAGGUGGGAGAUGUUAAUACUGAGCUUCAAGUUUCCAACUCAAAGCUGAGAGACAUAGAGAAUGUUCAAACCAUGCAGAGAUCAGAGAAUGAAAGGCUGAGGAAGCUUUGUACUGAACUCGAGGAGAAACACGAAACAGCUGAGCUCCAGGUUAAACAGCAGUCCCUAGAUUUCAGGAAUCGUCUGCAGCAAAAAGAGGUGGAAGUAAGCCAUCUCAAAGCAAAGCUUAAUGCCCUCCAGGAACAAAUGCAGAAAAUGCAGGCAUCAGCUCAACUUGCUGGGGUCACCCUUCAGACCAUCAACACAUCAUCUUUUAUGCCUACUUCCCAAACACCUGUUUCAGCAUUUCAAGGGGAUGACAUGGAUUUUGGUGAUGUGAUUUGGUCCCAACAAGAGAUAAACAGAUUAUCAAGUGAAGUCUCCCGGCUGGAAAGUGAAUUGGCCCAUUGGAAACAGAUUGCUCAGGCACCAAAAAGCCAAGGAACACAAAAGACUGACACAAAUGAGAUCUGUGUAUUGCAAAAUGUUAUUAAGGAGCUGAAGCAGAAGCUGAGUCAUGAAAUAGAUGAGCAUCAACAUGAGCUGUCAGUGCUACAAGAUGCACAUCGGCAAAAGCUGACAGAGAUCACCCGACGACACCGAGAGGAAUUAGGGGAGUAUGAAGAGAGGAUUGAAGAAUUGGAGGAACAGUUACAGCCAGGUACCAGCAGUGAGGUCACAGAUCAGUCCAAAGUGCUCGAGUUGCAGAAGAGAAUUCAGGCAAUAGAACUUGAGAAGGAAGAAAAUACAAGUAGAAUUCAGGAACUUGAAGACAAAAUAAUAGGCAUGAACAAUCUAAUCACUUCAUUAGAAAAUGAAAAACACAGUGUAGUUAAGGAUCACAAAGAAGCUGUGGAUGAAAAAAAUAGAAUGGCGCAAAAUUAUGAGAAGCUUAAAUUGGAAAUUGCUAAUCAGGAGUCAGUGGGAGAGAGUGCAGACUCGGAGAAAGUGAUACUGUUACAGGAAGAAGUUCGUCAACUUCAAGAAGCUUUGCAUGAGAAAGAAAGAAAAAGCAGAAGCUCUGCAGACCAGCAGGAUGCAACAUUGAAAGAAGAAAGUCUCAAGAAUUUAGAACUGGAAAAUAAACUCAUGGCUUUUCACGAAGAAAAUAAAAAGUUGCUUAUAGAUAAGGAAGAACUACAAAGAAAACUGGACAUUGUCCAAUCUGCUGCUAACAGGGACUCUGAUUUAGAAUUAAAAUUACAACAGUUAAGCAAAGAGCUUGAAGAAAGCCAAUUAAAAGUAAAGGAUAAUUAUGAAGAAAAGAAGUCAUUGUCUGCAGAACUAGAAGAGCUUGACAAACAGAAUCAGGAAGCCAUGCAGCAUCUUCUGUUAAUGAAGGAGCAGUUGUCUAAGCACCGAGAUGAAAUGGAAACAAGCAUUACCCAUUUACAAGAGCAGUUAGAAAAUGAAAAAAAGAAAUUUUCAGAUGCUGAAAUGGAAAAUAAAGAUUUACAAAUAAAAUUCCGAAUACAGGAAGAUAAACUAAGCCAGAGUUUAGAAUUAUAUAACACUAUGCAAGUUACAAAUCAACAGCUUUCAUUUGAAGUGCAAGAGCUAAUUAGUAAGCUUGAAACUAUGGAAAAUUCUAAUAUUGGCAUUAAAAGAGAAAAUCAAGAACUUCAGGAAAAGCUGAAGCAAGUGACAGAACAACUUUCUAGAAUAGAAUCUCUUCCUCAAUCCUUAGACACAAGUAAAGUAGGGGAUGAACCAGAGAAAUUAAUUACAGAGCUUUCAGAGAUCAACCAAAUAAAAGAAGAAUUAGAGAAAGUUAUAUGUGAUCUGAAGAUGGAAAAUGAAAUGUUGCUGUCUACGCAAGAGCAAACAAAAGUUAAGUUUGAAGAAACAAUUGCAACUAAAAACAAAGAUUCCCUUGAAAAAAAGACUAUAAUAGAGGCAUUGAGAAUGGAAAAAUGUCGUCUGGAAACUGAGCUUAACCAAAGUGAAAACAGGCUGCUUGAUCAAGCUCAAAAGUAUGAACACACUAUAGAAGAAUUGUCUGCUGCCCAGAAAAUGGACACAUCAGCUCUGCAGCGGGAACAUGAGCGCCUUUUAAAACUCAAUCAAGAGAGAGAUUUUCAACUAGCAGAAAGCAAAAGAAUGAUAGAGCAAAUAGAGAAUGAUUAUGAGGAAACCAAGGAAAUUCUAAAUAGCAGCUUAGUGGGACAGAAACAGCUGGCUGAACUAUUAAAAGAGAAGGAGACAUUUGUCGAGCAACUUAAGGAAAGAAACACUGAAUUACAGGAGGAGAUUGAGCAGUUGUCUAAAACAUCUAAAGAACGUAAUCUUUUAAGACAGAAUAUUGAAGAAAAAGACAAAAGCCUUGCUUCCAUGAAAGAAGAAAACAACCACUUAAAGGAAGAGAUAGAACGCUUAAAGGACCAGCAGAGUCGAUCUCAAGCAGCUGUUGAACCAAAAACUUUAGAUAUUAUUACAGAACUUGAAGCUGAGAUAACGCAACUAACUAAAGUUCGAAACAGUUACGAAGAAGAACUUAAACUCCAGAAAAAAGCAGUUGAAAAACAAAAUUACAGCACCAUGCAGCUUCAGCAGACUUUGCAAGAAAAGACAAAGGAAAUGGAUGAGGUUAAAUUACAGCAAAAGCAAACGGUUGAUACAUACGAGAAGCUUCUCUCUGAAAAAGACAGCGAGAUUUCCAGUCUGCAGCAAACAAAUGAGCUGAUCAGUUCGCAGUUACAAAGUGAGCAUGUUUAUCACACACAGUCUUCUGUCAUAUUACCUGAUACCAAAACACAAACAAUGAAUGGGGAAAAUGGGGUUGAAAAACAUGAUUUGUCCAAAGCAGAGAUUGAAAGGCUGGUAAAGGGAAUUAAAGAGAAAGAAAUGGAGAUAAAAAUUCUUAAUGAGAAGAACAGUACUCUGUCAAAGCAAAUUGAUCAGUUGUCAAAAGAUGAAGUUGCCAAACUCACUCAGAUUAUUCAGCAGAAAGACUUAGAGAUACAAACUCUACAUGCAAGAGUCUCUUCGGUAACUUAUAUGCAAGAUGUAGUAUAUUUACAGCAACAGCUGCAAGCAUAUGCAAUGGAGAGAGAGCAAGUGCUAGCAGUCUUAAGUGAGAAGACAAGAGAGAACAGUCAACUCCGAACAGAAUAUCAUAAAAUUAUGGAUGUGAUGGCUGCUAAAGAGUCAGCACUACUGAAAUUGCAAGAAGAAAACCAAAGAAUGUCACAUACCCAAGAGGGUAGCACCCAAGAUAUGUUUAGGGAGACUAUUCAAAACUUAUCCAGAAUUAUUAGGGAGAAGGACAUUGAAAUAGAUGCAUUGAGUCAGAAAUGCCAGACUUUGGUCACUGUUCUCCAGACAUCCACCUCAGGAAACAGCAAUGAACCUGGCAGUGUCAACAGCAACCAGUUUGAGGAACUUUUGCAGGAGCGUGAUAAACUGAAACAACAAGUUAAAAAAAUGGAGGAAUGGAAGCAACAAGUGAUGACCACUGUUCAAAAUAUGCAACAUGAAUCUGCCCACCUUCAAGAGGAGCUUCAUAAGCUUCAGGGACAAAUUGCAGUGGAUAGUGAUUCCAGUUCUAAGCUCCAAGUGGACUACAGUAGUCUAAUUCAAAGCUAUGAACGGAAUGAAGAAAAACUAAAAGGCCUUAGUGUUGAACUGAGUAAUGUACAGCACAGUAUUGGGCAGUUAAACAGUAGUAAGGAAAUUCUUUUGUGUAAACUUGAAACGGUUCAUCCUCAGUCUAAUACCACUUCUACUGGCUCUGUUUCAGAAAGUUUAGCAGUUGUAGGUAAUGAUCAAUUAAGUGAUCAGAUCAAACCUGUUUUACAGGAAUGUGAACGACUUAAGAUGGAAGUUCAGAAACAGGAGGCCAUUAUCAGAACACUUCAGGAAAAUAACCAAAGACUGUCAGACUCACUAGCUUCAGUUUCUGAACAGGGUCGAAAGGGUCAGGAGGAAAGCACUCUUGGGCUGAGAAUUGUCAAGGAGAAGAACGAGCAGUUACAGAAAUCAUUGAAAGAGAAGGACCUUUUAAUAAAAACAAAAGGGGAUAAGUUAAAUUCUGUAAAUGAGAACCUUAGGAGCAAAGAAAAUGAAAAUGAGUUGCUGAAGCAAGCAGUCACAAAUCUCAAAGAACGAACUCUAAUUUUGGAGCUGGACAUUCGUAAACUGAAGGAGGAAAAUGAAAAAAUAAUGGCAAAAGGUAUGGAGAAGGAAACAGAGUUCAGAGCUUUACAUGAAACAAACAUGCAGUUUUCCAUGAUGCUGAGAGAGAAAGAAUUUGAGUCCACCUCAAUGAAAGAGAAAGCAUCUGCCCUAGAAAAUCUUCUUAAAGAGAGAGAACAGGGCAAAGCUGGAGAACUUAACCAGUUGCUGAAUGAAGUGAAAUCAAUGCAAGAAAAGGCAGUUUUGUUUCAGCAUGAAAGAGACCAAGUUAUGUUGGUCCUGAAGCAGAAGCAAAUGGAAAGCGUAUCUUUGCAAAAUGAGGUUCAACAUCUACGAGACAAGGAGCAGCGGUUAAAUCAGGAAUUAGAUAGAUUAAGAAAUCACCUGCUGGAGAUGGAAGACAGUUAUACCCGGGAAGCAGUCGCUGCCGAGGACAGAGAGACAGAGCUAAGAAAAAAAGUAUCUCGUUUGGAAGACAAAUUGCUGUCCUCAUCCAGUGCUGUUGAAAAUGCCAGCCACCAAGCAUCAAUGCAAGUGGAGUCUUUGCAGGAGCAACUGAACCUGGCAUCAAGGCAAAGAGAUGAAGCUUUACUUCAGUUUAAUCUCUCACAAGAGCAGUGCAAGCAAUAUGCACUGUCCCUCGCCAACCUACAGAUGGUGCUAGAGCAAUUUCAACAAGAAGAGAAAGCCAUGUACUCAGCAGAGCUUGAAAAGCACAAAAAGCAGGCAUGUGAAUUGAAACAAAAAGUUGAAAUUCUAGAAAAUAAGGCUUUGUCUUUAAAGGAAAAGCUGGAUGAAGCUAAUGUUGCUCUGGAAUCAGCAUCUCGGCUUACUGAGCAACUAGAUAUUAAGGAGGAACUAAUUGAGGAGCUGAAAAGACAAGGUGAUCUAAAGCAAGAGAUGUUGGAAGAUGCUCAGAACAAACUAAUGAAUCUUUUGAACAGCACAGAAGGAAAAGUGGACAAAGUUCUAAUGAGGAACCUUUUUGUUGGACACUUUCAUACUCCGAAGAAUAAACGCCAUGAAGUAUUGAGGUUAAUGGGAAGCAUUCUCGGAAUAAAGAAAGAAGAAAUGGAUGAGCUCGUGGUAGAUGAACAUCGUGGUGUUUCCAGAUGGAUGACUGGAUGGCUUGGUGGAGGAGGAUCCAAAAGUGUACCCAGCACACCCCAAAGGCCAAACCACCCCUCACUUUUCAAUACUUCAUUUUCCGAACUGUUUGUAAAGUUCCUGGAGACAGAAUCACAUCCCACACCUCCUCCACUCAAACUCACUAUGCAAGAACUGACCCCUUCGAGACCAGCCUCCACUCUGAAUCCAAGCGGAUCCCUCGCCACCAGUGUUGCAGGAACAAUGGUGUCUGGAUCAAGAAGACAGGAGUCCAAUCCCUUCCUGGCACCUCGUUCUGCAGCUGUACCACUAAUCUCAACAUCCAGCCUGGGAGGUAGCGCAUCAGGACAUCUCCUCAUGAAGCCAAUAUCUGAUGCCUUGCCCACAUUCACCCCUCUGCCAGUGUCCUCAGAAUCCAGUGCAGGGGCAGUGCUGAAGGAUCUCCUGAAGCAAUAGACUAACUGAAGCCAGUAUCUGGAGCAUUGUAGCACUUUAAGCAAAAAACACUAUUGUAUAUAAUAGACCCCAAAGAGGCCUUUUGUACAAUCAGAUAAUGGAUAUCACAACCAUUUCCUUAUUGAAACCUAUAGAUACUUGGUUUGCGUGUUGUUUGGACCUGAUCAAAUCACAGACAGGAUUAUUAUGGAGCAGCUGCCAAAUUAUUGUCCAUGUUGGUUCAAUCCAGAACUCAUAAGAUGUCUAGUUCUAGCAUAUUUUGCACAUUAGUUUUACUACUGGUAACAACCUAAACCACUGCAAAGCUUGGUUUGUCAUUUGUGUAAUGUAACAGUGCAAUCGGCACUAAGAGUGCAAUAAGAAGCAAUGCCCUGCUUCUAGGACUUGCAAAUAAAGUAAUACAAGACUUCAAGUGGUGGGUACUUGGAAUCCUCUCAGCUGCCAAACCUAGGAAAUAGUGUUACAGGCAGGACAUUAGCUUCCAGCAAUUCUGCAUUGGGGCACCCUGCUUUUCAGCUUGAUAGCCCAUGAGUGAUAAUCACUUUUAUCACUCACUAAAAACUUUUCAUCUCUCCAGCUUUCCAAUGAAGUCAUCAGUAGCCAGCAUUAUUCAUCUCUCUGCUUGAAGUAUUCAGCUCCAACAACAAUGAUUUUAAUGAUUACUUUUAAGGAAUUAUAUUUUUGGCCAUAGGGAUCAAAAGAAUUGUAGUGUUCCUCAGUCUUAAUGAUUCUAAAAAAAGAAGGGAGGGGGGAAUAACCACAAAUGUGGCACCGAUUACAGCCGAUUUUCUUUUCACACUAGUUCACAAAAGGCUACAUAUUGAGGGUUGAGAUAUCUUCGUAUCUCAUAUUUGGUUAUGUUUGAUGUACCAGAUGCUCAUUUAAUCACCAAUACUGUCUCAGGCUAGGAUGGCCAGAUCACUUGAAAAUUCAGCGACACAUUUAGAAAAUCAAUAAGUGCGGCCCUGUAGCAUGCAUUUAUUAGACAUGUCCUUGUAUUUUCAAGUGAUCUGGUCUCUCCAUCUUCCUGUUUUAUACAUUUAAUAUUCGAUUACACCAUCUCACAUUAAAGCUACCAUAUGCAGUUCCUCGAAGGAUUCAGUCUGCCCCUUGCAUAAACUAUAUGUCCGGAUCUUUUGUUAUUUAAUAUAUUUACUGAUGUACAAUUAUUUCCUGUUUACUUUUACGAGUUAAUAUAGAUUGCCAUCGAUUGUGUGAAUAUUCUGUAUAGAAAAUAAAAACUAAAUGAAGGGC